Eubalaena glacialis (North Atlantic right whale) is the source of this 2107-nucleotide messenger RNA. It is a transcript of the gene NME6, whose product is annotated as NME/NM23 nucleoside diphosphate kinase 6. The transcript has 6 exons. Bases 92 to 652 code for a protein of 186 amino acids. Lineage: Eukaryota; Metazoa; Chordata; Mammalia; Artiodactyla; Balaenidae. The record is from RefSeq and is a predicted model, not a curated record. Gene Ontology annotation, biological process: GTP biosynthetic process; UTP biosynthetic process; CTP biosynthetic process. Gene Ontology annotation, molecular function: nucleoside diphosphate kinase activity.
CGGGAGGAUCAGGUGACUCGGACCCGAAUUCCAGCAGGACUGGGGCUCCGAAUGGCCCAGAAUCUAGCGUGGGCUUAGGCCUCGGAGGGAGAUGACCUCGAUCUUACGGAGCCCUCAGGCUCUCCAGCUUACUCUGGCUCUGAUCAAGCCUGAUGCAGUUGCUCACCCACUGAUUCUGGAGGCUGUUCAUCAGCAGAUUCUGAGCAACAAGUUCCUUAUUGUACGAAUGAGAGAACUUCUGUGGAGAAAGGAAGAUUGCCAGAAGUUUUACCAGGAGCAUGAAGGGCGUUUUUUCUAUCAGCGGCUGGUGGAGUUCAUGGCCAGUGGGCCAAUCCGAGCCUACAUCCUCGCCCACAAGGAUGCCAUCCAGCUCUGGAGGACAGUGAUGGGACCCACCAGAGUGUUUCGAGCAUGCCACAUGGCCCCAGAUUCAAUUCGUGGGAGUUUCGGCCUCACUGACACCCGUAAUACAACCCAUGGCUCAGACUCUGCGGUUUCAGCCAGUAGAGAGAUCGCAGCCUUCUUUCCCGACUUCAGUGAACAGCGCUGGUAUGAGGAAGAGGAGCCCCAAUUGCGCUGUGGCCCUGUGCGCUACAAUCCAGAGGGAGGCAUCCACUUUGCAGCUGGAACAGGAGGCCCAGGGCCAACCUGACGCAGGCCUGUUGGUCUGUGAAGAGUGGUGGCAUUGCCCAGCCUUUUCUCGCAGACCUCUGGUCCAGAGCAUUCUCCUAGGACCAGGGAGGCCUGGGGCUCAUUGUGCCAUCUCUGCUGGGCACCGCCACCUGCAUAAGAGCCUAGCUCCUCACUGCUACCUCUUCUAGAAUCUAACUCUCUAUCUACCUCUUCUCUGGAAUGUUCAUGGGUGGUUCAGAGGAAUGAUGGCUCCUUUUUUUUCUGAGAACUGUUCAUCUUUUCUCAAGGAGAGGCUUGCCUAACUGACUUGCCUGAAAAAUGCAGUGACCGUAUUAGCAACAUUUGGUCUAUUUUCCUUAAUAAAGGUCAGUAUUCUACUGAAUCCUGCAGGCUGGGAGCACUACUCUAUGUACUGUCUCUCUGUCCCUAACUGGAGUAAUGAAAUCUGUCCUGAAGUCAAGUUUCUGGUCUAUGCUAAGUAAAGAGAGAAUCGUGGGACUUGCCUAGUAGUGCAGUGGUUAAGAAUCCGCCUACCAACGCAGGGGACACGGGUUCGAGCCCUGGUGCGGGAAGAUCCCACAUGCCGCGGAGCAACUAAGCCCGUGCGCCACAACUACUGAGCCUGUGCUCUACAGCCCGCGAGCCACAACUACUGAAGCCCGCGCGCCUACAGCCUGUGCUCCACAACAAGAUGAAGCCACCGCAAUGAGAAGCCUGUACACUGCAACGAAGAGUAGCCCCCGCUCGCUGCAACUAGAGAAAGCCUGCGCGCAGCAACGAAGACCCAACGCAGCCAAAAAUAAAUAAAUAAAAUAAAUUAAUUAAAAAAAAAAAAAAAAAGGGAGAAUCGUGAAGAAAUCUCCCAGGAGGUUCACACACAGUGUGCAGCUUAUGUAGUGCAUGAGGCACCCAGUGAUGGAGCUGACUGGGGGCUCAAAUCCAUGCUGUGCACCUGGCACAGGGCUGCAUCCUGGAAGAAGGGGCACCUUUUGUUUGAACAAAAGUAUGUCUGCCCAGUAGAGGCAUAUUGUUAUGACUCAACUUUUUUUUCCGAUUUGCACAAAGCCACUAAAGCUAGCCAUGUCUCUGCUGUAGCUGAGGAUGACAGUUAUCUACUAUUGCAUGACAAAUCACCUCAAGAUUUUGUGGCUUAAAACAAUGACUUAGGGACGUCACUGGUGGUCCAGUGGUUAAGAAUCUGCCUUCCAAUGCAGGGGAGGCGGGUUCGAUCCCUGGUCAGGGAACUAAGAUCCCACAUGCCACGUGGCAAUUAAGCCCGUGCACCCCAACUACUGAGCCCGUGCGCCACAACUAGAGAGCCCACGUGCCACAAACUACAGAGCCCACGCGCUCUGGAGCCCACGCUCCACAACUACAGAGCCCACGCACCACAACUAGAGAGAAGCCCAUGCGCUGUAACAAAGAGCCCACGUGCCGCAGUGAAAGAUCCCAUGUGCCACAACUAAGACCUGAC